Messenger RNA from Blastomyces gilchristii SLH14081, 3267 nucleotides. Its product is annotated as alpha-mannosidase. Gene Ontology annotation, cellular component: fungal-type vacuole membrane. Gene Ontology annotation, molecular function: carbohydrate binding; alpha-mannosidase activity. The record is from RefSeq and is a predicted model, not a curated record. Lineage: Eukaryota; Fungi; Ascomycota; Eurotiomycetes; Onygenales; Ajellomycetaceae. Gene Ontology annotation, biological process: oligosaccharide catabolic process; mannose metabolic process. The transcript is spliced from 4 exons. The coding region runs from base 1 to 3267 and encodes 1088 amino acids.
AUGGGCGGAAACAGCAAGGCUCCAUCCACUUCUUCCUAUCCUACUUUUGCCAAUCGUCCUGUUGGCCAGCAAAUUAGGAAUAUCUAUAGAGACCGUCUCCGUCAAUUCACUGAUGGAGGCCAGUACUCGGGACACAACCUAGUAGCGAAAUACUAUGAAGCCACAAACGACGAUGAGCAGCAUGUCAAGCUCUCCGUUUACUCGGUGCCAGACCUAGCCAGACCUAGCUUCAAGGAUGCCACCUCCAACCAAUUCAGGCCUACUAGAAGAGGAGAGUCCUUUGGCCCCAGCUGGUCAACUCAUUGGUUCAAGAUCCAACUCACGGUACCGGAGGAUAUGCGCAAAAAGGAGCGACUUGAGUUCCACUGGGAUGCAAACAAUGAGGGGAUGGUUUGGACGGAAGACGGGAAACCAUUGCAGGGCCUGACAGGUGGUGGUGAGAGAAUUGAAUGGAUUUUGCCCGACAGCUUCAGGGAUGGAAAAGAGCACAUCUUCUAUAUUGAAAUGGCCUGCAAUGGAAUGUUUGGCAAUGCCCCCGGCGGCGACUCCAUCCAACCUCCCAACCCAAACAAAUAUUAUCGACUUAAUGUGGCGAGGAUUACAGCUGUAAACUUACAAGCUAGGGCGCUCUACUAUGAUUUCUGGAUGAUUGGAGACGCCGCACGGGAAUUCCCUUCGGAUUCAUGGCACUCCCACGAGGCCCAGCAAGUUGCAAAUGCCAUAAUGGAUGCCUUUAUCGAAGGCAAUGGCAGCCAGGAAUCGAUUAUUAAGGGCCGCCAAAUUGCACAGCAAUACCUGGGCAACUUGGUGGAUUCUGACGCCGUCUAUAAAACUGAUAAACAGCCAAUUGUUUAUGGUAUUGGCCAUUGCCAUAUAGAUUCUUGUUGGUUGUGGCCCUGGGCGGAGACAAGACGUAAAGUGGCCAGGUCCUGGUCUACCCAGUGCGAUUUGAUGGAACGCUACCCCGAAUUGCGUUUUGUCUGUUCUCAGGCCCAGCAGUUCAAAUGGCUAGAGCAGGACUAUCCCUAUGCCUUUGACCGUGUCAAGUCAUGUGUGAAGAAGGGGAGCUUCAUCCCCAUUGGUGGAAGCUGGGUAGAGCAUGAUACCAACAUGCCAAGCGGAGAGUCCUUGGUCCGCCAGUUCGUCUAUGGCCAGCGAUAUUUUGAAAGCCAUUUUGGCGAACGCUGCACCACCUUUUGGCUGCCAGAUACCUUUGGAUACUCAUCCCAGAUUCCUCAACUAUGUCGGUUGGCUGGGAUGAGUCGCUUCUUCACUCAAAAACUUAGCUGGAACAACAUCAACAAUUUCCCCCAUACGACUUUCAACUGGGUUGCCUUGGAUGGCAGCCAAGUUCUUUGCCAUAUGACUCCAGCAGAGACGUACACGGCCAGUGCCCACUUUGGAGACGUCCGUCGAAGUGUCACCCAGCACAAAUCGAUGGAUCAAGAUAACACCUCUCUUCUUGUGUUUGGCAAGGGUGAUGGCGGCGGAGGACCGACUUUUGAACAUCUCGAGAAGCUGCGGAGACUCCGAGGUAUGAGUGAUAAGGGCGAACUACUUCCCCGUGUUACAAUGGGUUCCACCGUUGAUGAUUUCUUUGCAAAACUUGAGGAAAAGGCUGCCAAUGGAACGGAGUUUGUCACUUGGUACGGAGAGCUCUACUUCGAGCUCCACCGAGGAACAUACACGACUCAGGCCAAUAAUAAAUUGUACAAUCGCAAAUCGGAGUUUGUUCUGCGUGACGUAGAGUUGCUUGCCACCCUAGCUACCCUCAAAGACCCCAACUAUAAAUACCCCAAGAAAGACAUUGACGAUAUGUGGGAGAGCGUUCUGCUCUGCCAGUUCCACGACUGUCUUCCCGGAAGCUCGAUUGAGAUGUGUUACGAUGACUCUGAUAAAGAGUAUGCAAAGGUAUUUGCAACGGGGUCAAGGUUAAGAAAAGAGGCGUUGAAGGUUCUUGGGUUUAGCUCUCAAGAAAGUAGAGCGGACCGUGGACUUGUGGCCAUCAACAGCCUUCCUUGGCCUCGUUCAGAGAUUGUACGAGUUGACGAUGCGAGCACUGCCUCGGGAAAACCGCAGUAUGCACUCGCUAAAGGCGGUAUGGGGGUAAUUGCUAUUCAGCCCCUUGGGUCGGUCCGGUCACCAUCUGUUUCCCUGAAGGAGGUGAAACCAGGAGUCUUCAGGCUCUCGAACUCCAAAUUGUCCCUGGAGGUGUCUAAUGGGGUAAUUACCUCUCUCGUUGAUUUAGAGGAGAAAAGAGAGGUUAUCGCAAAGGGCGGGAAGGCUAACCAACUCGUGAUCUUCGACGACAAACCUCUUUACUGGCAAGCUUGGGAUGUUGAAGUCUAUCAUCUCGAAUCCCGGAAGGAACUAAAGUCUGAGACAACGAAAAUCGCGGAGAACAGUCCUCAUCGUGUUAGUGUUGUAACAGAAACUAAAAUUAGCGACAAGAGUUGGGUGAAAUCAACAAUUAGCCUGACCGCCACUACUGGCGAUUCGACUCCUCUCGUCGAGAUGACCAGUGAAGUCGAAUGGCAAGAAACCAUGAAGUUCCUGAAAGUCGAAUUUCCCGUUGAUAUCGUGAACACUGAAGCGUCGUAUGAAUCACAAUAUGGAAUAACCAGAAGACCAACACACUAUAACACCAGUUGGGACAUGGCCAAGUUUGAAGUGUGCUGCCACAAAUGGGCUGAUCUGUCUGAGGCGGGCUACGGCGUCUCAAUCCUCAAUGACUCCAAGUACGGAUUCGCGACAUGCGGCAACUUGAUGCGCCUGUCUCUGCUCCGUGCCCCUAAAGCUCCCGAUGCCAACGCGGACAUGGGCCGACACCAUAUACGUUACGCAAUCAUGCCGCACAAAGGACCGUUGGACGCCCGUACCGUCCGUGCAGGAUACAAUUUCAACAAUCCAUUAGUCGUUCAACCAGCAUCUGGCACAGAGGCCUCCCAGCUUUUCGAUGCCUUUUCUCUCAAGGGCUCUUCGUCUCUAAUCCUCGACACCAUCAAGCGUGGCGAGGAUGACGAAGAUGUCUCCCGCGGCGAUUUCAAGCCGCGUCCCGGGCGCAGCAUUAUCCUGCGCAUCUAUGAGUCACUCGGCGGGAAGAGCCGCGGCUCCAUCACGACCAAGUUGCCUGUUAAGAAGGUGUGGAAGUGUAAUGUGCUCGAGGACGAUUUGGAGCAGUUGGCAGUGGUGCAGAAGACUGGUGCGGCGGAGGUGGAUAUUGAGUUGAGGGCGUUUGAGGUUGCGACGUAUCGGUUGCAAUUGUAA